Messenger RNA from Paramecium sonneborni, 2341 nucleotides. The record is from the annotation of a GenBank genome assembly. Lineage: Eukaryota; Ciliophora; Oligohymenophorea; Peniculida; Parameciidae.
GUUAAUUUGAUCAUAUGUCUGAUUUAGCUGAUAAGAUAGUUGUAGUAAUUAGAAAGAGACCAUUAGGAAAAAAGGAGCUUGCAAAAAAGGAUGAAGACAUUGUAGAUGUUCAAAGUGAUUAAAGUGUGAUUGUUCGAGAAGUGAAGUAAUACACAAUUGUAUACUUAGAUAAAAGGUAGAUCUUACUAAAUAUGUUGAAGAACAUAUGUUUAACUUUGAUUUAGCAUUUGAUUAGAAUGCUUCGAAUUAAUAAGUUUAUUUGAAUGCAGUUCGACCAAUUAUAGAAGCAGCCUUUAAUAAAGCAAGAGUUACUUGUUUUGCUUAUGGACAAACCGGAAGUGGUAAAACACAUACUAUGUUGGGUGAUGUUGAUAAAUAAAUACCUGGGAUGUAUAUCUUAGCAGCUAAUGAUAUAUUCUAACUGUUACAAUAAGUAAAUUUAUAUCUGUUAUAAUAUUAGCCUGAAUUCAAACAUUUAAUUGUUGGAGUAUCAUUUUUUGAAAUCUAUUGUGGAAAAUUACAUGAUCUUUUAAAUUAGAGAAUGUAAAUCUAAAUUAGAGAAGAUGCUAAAGGAAAUGUUAAUUUAAUCAAUCUACUUGAAAAGAGAGUCGAUUCUGUAUAAACUCUUAUGUAAAUCAUAACUCAAGGUUAAACUGCUAGAGUUACAGGUUAAAUUUAUUUUAUUAUUAUUUCUUAGCUCAAAAUGGAGCCAAUAAUGAAUCAUCAAGAUCUCAUGCCAUUUUACAAAUCAAUCUAAGAACUGGCAAAAAUGUUUUUGGCAAAUUAUCAUUCAUUGAUUUAGCUGGAAGUGAAAGAGGAGCUGAUGUUUAAGAUUCUAACAAAUAAACUAGAAUUGAUGGAGCUGAAAUUAAUAAAUCACUCCUAGCAUUAAAAGAAUGCAUCAGAGCAUUAGAUCUCAAUAAAAAUCAUACUCCUUUUAGAGGAUCUAAACUUACAUUAGUAAAUCUUAUUAUAAUAUAUCUAGGUUUUAAAAGAUAGUUUAACAGGAAAUUGUAAAACUGUUAUGAUUGGAAACAUUUCUCCAAGUUCAUCAAGCAGUGAACAUACUUUAAAUACAUUAAGAUAUGCUGAUAGAGUUAAAGAACUUAAAAAACCAUAAGAUAAAUAAUUUUAAGGAGAUUACAUAUAAAGAGAAUUGAUGUUGGCCAGAUAAAAUAGUAAUACUUUUAUCUAUUUAUUUUCUAGCUAAUGUUGUCAGAAAAGCAUAUAAAAAUCCUGAUGAUGAUGAAGAUGAAGAUAUCUCAUCUAAUUCUAUGAGUAAUUCCUUAUUUCCUUAAUAAUAACAAUAAUAAUAUAUGUUUUAAUAACAAUAAUAAUAAUAGUUUAUGAUGCAAUAAUAAUAUUAAUCAAAUUAAUAUCUUUUUUAAUAACAAUAACAAUAAUAAUAAUAACAAUAAUAAUAAUAAUAAUAAUUAUAAUAAUAGUAAAUAUCUAAUCCACCAAAAUUAUCUUAAAUAUCGAAAAAUUCAUCAUAGUAAAAUUCCAAUAAUAAUAUUCUUAAUAGAUUUAAUUUAGGCUCUUUUCCUACUAUAAAUGGGGGUAGUUCUUCUAACAUUGUACCAAAUAAUUCCAAAUAAUAUACAUAAUAACCAUUUUUAUAAUAAUAACCUUCAUGCAAUUCCAUUCUUACAGAAAUUCCUCAAUAAUAACCAUAAUUAUUUUAAUAAUAAUAUAAUUAAUAGGGUAGCAAAUUAUUAUAGCAUCCUUAACAAUAACAAUAAUUCUGUUAAAAUAAUAAUCUUUUCCAAGAAAAUGUAUUUGAUUAAGGAUAUUAAUAAUAAUCCCAAUAAAAUUAAUAGGCAUUAGAUAUACGUCAAGAUUCAAUGGUUGAAGAAGAAUUAUGCAUAAAUAAUCCAAAUUAUUUUAGUGUCACAGGAAGAUACUCUUAAGAAUCACAAUCUUCAAGAUAAAGUUCCACUAGACCUUUGUAAGAGAUCAAUAAUUAUGAAGGAUCUAAGUACUAUAAUAAUAGAUAAUUUACAAAUAAUGAUUACUAAUAUUAGUAACAUAUUUUGAAUGAACAUAAAUAAAAUAUUGAUAAAAUAGUUGAAAUCACUAAAGAUGUAUUGAUUUGAUUAUACAAAAGGAAAUGAUUAAUUUAUAAUAAGUUUAAUCUCCACAAGAUAUGUCACAAUAUGUUUAAAAAGUGAUGUUCUAGUUACAGAACAAAAUGGAUUUAAUUGCCAAUUUGCAUUAAAAGAUGAAGCAAUAUUAAAAAGAUGUUGAAAGUAGGGGAAUGUCAUUCCAACCAAAUUCCCAUACAUUUAGUUUAUUUUAAUAAGAUGAUAAUUUACUAAACAUAGAUGAUAAUGUGAUUUGA